AUGGAGAGAUUCUCAUUCUCGUUUCUAUUUUUCAUCAUUUAUCUACUUUUUCUUUUCUUCACUCCUCAAUUAGCUAGAUCACAAAACGACGAUUCAAAACCACUUUUGGCACUCAAAUCCUCCAUUGAUAUUCACAAUAAACUUCCAUGGCUACAACAAGUAAACGACGACGUUUGCACUUGGGUAGGUGUUAAAGACUGUUUCCAAGGAAGAGUUAGAAAGCUUGUACUCGAGCAUUUCAACUUAACUGGGAAAUUAGAUUCAGAUAUCUUAAACCGUUUCGAUCAACUUCGAGUUCUUAGCUUCAAAGGAAACUCACUCUCUGGUCAAAUCCCUGAUCUCUCAAAUCUCGUUAAUCUCAAGUCUAUUUAUCUUAACGAUAACGAUUUCUCUGGCGAGUUUCCUGUUUCGGUUUCGCUUCUUCAUAGAGUCAAAGUUAUUGUUUUAUCCGGUAAUAAAAUCUCCGGCGAGAUCCCGGUGGAUUUGCUUAAGCUUUCUCGGCUCUAUGUACUGUACUUGCAAGAUAAUUUGUUUACUGGUUCCAUUCCGAGGUUUGACCAAACCGGACUUAAGUACUUGAAUGUCUCGAAUAAUAGACUCUCCGGCGAGAUUCCGGUGACGAAUGCAUUGAUCCGGUUUAAUACGUCGUCGUUUUCAGGUAACUUAGAGCUCUGCGGUGAACAGAUCCACCGUGAAUGCAAGAAUAAAACUCUGUUAUCACCACCGCCAUUGGAUGUGGGUCCGGUUGGAGGAAACACGAAAACGACGUCGUCGAAAUCUCACCGUACGAAACUGAUAAAGAUAAUUGGAGGAAGUGUUGGUGGGUUUAUUUUGUUGUUAAUUUGCUUGAUUUUACUGGUGUGGGUAAUUUGCAAGAACCGUAGGAAGAGAGUGGGUUCUGGUGGAGCAAGAAGAAACAAGGGUAAUGCUGACGUGGCAGCUACAGAGGGUGAAAAUCCCGGAGAAGGAGAGGGUAGAGGAAGUAAUUACGAGGCAAAACAAGGUGGAUUUGCUUGGGAAAAUGAGGGUAUAGGGAAACUGGUGUUCUGCGGAGUAGGGGAUCGUGAAAUGGGGUAUAGUUUAGAGGAUUUACUUAAGGCUUCAGCAGAGACAUUAGGGAGGGGUAUUAUGGGAAGUACAUAUAAAGCAGUGAUGGAAUCAGGUUUUAUUGUUACUGUUAAGAGGUUUAAAGAUGCAAGGUACCCUGGGUUGGAGGAGUUUAGGGCACAGAUAGAGUUAAUUGGUAAGCUUAGACACCCUAAUCUGGUCCCACUUAGGGCUUAUUUUCAAGCUAAAGAAGAACGUCUUCUUGUCUAUGAUUAUUUCCCCAAUGGUAGCCUCUUCUCUCUUAUUCAUGGAUCGAAAACAUCUAAUGGGGGAAAACCUCUUCACUGGACAUCAUGUCUUAAAAUCGCAGAAGACCUAGCAACAGGCAUUCUCUAUAUCCACCAAAACCCUGGCAUGACACACGGAAACCUGAAAUCUUCUAAUGUGUUACUUGGUUCCGACUUUGAGUCCUGUCUCACUGAUUAUGGUCUCAAUGUGUUCCUCAAUCCCGACACAAUGGACGAACCAAGUGCCACUUCUUUUUUCUAUAGAGCACCCGAGUGCCGCAGUUUUCAACGGCCGCAAACUCAAUCUGCUGAUGUAUACAGCUUUGGUGUCCUUCUCCUCGAGCUUUUGACAGGCAAAACACCCUAUCAAGACCUUGUUCAAGCACACGGUUCGGAUAUACCUAGAUGGGUUCGGUCAGUACGCGAAGAAGAGACCGAGUCCGGGGAUGAUCCUCCCUCAUCAGGCAAUGAAGCAUCUGAAGAGAAGCUUCAGGCUCUUUUGAACAUUGCAAUGGCAUGUGUUUCAGUUAGUCCAGAGAAUAGACCUACAAUGAGAGAAGUUCUAAAGAUGAUAAGAGAUGCAAGAGGGGAAACUCAUGUCUCAUCUAAUAAUAGUAGUGAUCAUUCACCUGGUAGAUGGUCAGAUACUGUUCAAAGCUUGCCAAGGGAUGAACAUCUUAGCAUAUAA
Molecule: messenger RNA, 2022 nt
Organism: Vicia faba (fava bean)
Lineage: Eukaryota; Viridiplantae; Streptophyta; Magnoliopsida; Fabales; Fabaceae
Source: the annotation of a GenBank genome assembly